UCGUCACACGUCUCAUUUCAUUUGCGUCUGGAUCACGGAGCUCGUAAGACUGUUUUAUUUUUUCGAUCGAAAUAUAUCUUCGUUAUCGGUGUUGUGUCAAAGAUACGUCGCUGCAAUAGAAACUACUUUUGUUACUACUACUGAUACCACUAUUACUAUUACUACUACUACUACUUUCUAGUAAGAUUAUAUAUUUUUUUAUUCCAAUGGAUCAAAAUCCGCAACAAGAAUCGCGACUGAACGGCGACAUCGUAAAUAAUCCGACAGACAUCACGAUCUCUGUGUCCGCUGAAAACGGUGGCACUGACGGUAUUACUGUGCAGCAACCGUACCUCCGGUCUAUACCAUCGCCAUCAUAUCUAGGAACGACGCCGCCACAGUCGUUCCGUAAACGGUGCGACUCAACGACUGCCAACGAGGAUGGCGACCAGAAUGAGUCUAAAGUUUUGGUUAUCUACACGGGUGGCACCAUCGGUAUGAUCCGAAAUGACGAUAACAUGUUGGUGCCCACGCCUAGCAACGGAAAUUCUACUGAUUUUCUAUUGGAGCACAAGAUGCGCCAGGACCCCCGGUUGUACGACGCUAAGUACGCACAACAUAAGUAUGGAGCAUCUAUGAACUGCAGCCCAUUAGUUUUGCCCAUGGUCAAGGGAUUCCGGAGAAUUGUUUACUCGGUGUACCAAUAUCCAGAACUAUUAGACUCAAGUAACAUGUGCAUGCGCGAUUGGCGAUGCAUAGCUGAAGACAUAUGGCAAGCAUAUGAACUGUACGAUGGAUUCGUCGUGUUGCACGGCACCGAUACACUAGCGUACACUGCGUCCGCACUGUCAUUCAUGUUUGAGAACCUUGGCAAGACUAUCAUUAUUACGGGUGCUCAGCUGCCAGUAUUUGACUUGCGGAGUGAUGGAAGCGAUAACUUUGUCACCAGCUUGCUGAUGGCAGGUAACUAUUGCAUCCCCGAGGUGACGAUUCUUUUCCAUAACAAAUUGUUGCGCGGUAAUCGUACAGUCAAGGUUGACUGCGAGAGCUUCGCUGCAUUCGAUUCACCCAACUUGGCACCGUUGGCCGUCAUCGGAAUCGACAUAAAUGUAUCAUUUAGACAGAUCUUCAGGCCGAGGUCUAUCGAAAAGUUCGCGGUCCACCUACAGCUUGACGAGAACGUCAGUUUGCUGCGAAUUUUCCCCAACAUUACAGCUGACACGGUUCGGACGUUUCUGCAGCCACCUAUCCGAGGAGUGGUGCUCCAAACAUAUGGAGCUGGAAAUUUACCUGGAAACCGUUCCGACAUUAUGGCCGAGCUGAAAAACGCUACUGACAGAGGCGUCAUUGUGUUUAACUGUAGUCAAUGUUUCAAAGGAUCGGUGACGGCCGUCUACCAAACAGGGAAUGUGCUAAACCAGGUUGGCGUUAUAUCAGGUAACGACAUCACACCUGAGGCAGCACUAGCCAAACUCUCAUACGUAUUAUCCAAAGACGACUGGGACCUGAGCACCAAGCGAAUGAUGCUUGGUGCAAACUUGAGGGGCGAAAUGAGCGGUGGACCGCCAAAACCACCACGAAAGAAUCGCGCCGCGGACGAGUGGGAUCUAGUAGACGCAGUAGCCCGCACGCUGUUACACGUUAAUGGUUCACAAGAGUUGACCGCGCUCGGAGGCGUCCUGUUUCCCGCUAUGCUAGGAAACGCCGUUGCUCGUUCUGACUUGAACAAACUGGACGAACUCAAAGGCUUCGGAGCUGACUUUUCCGCACAAAACGCUGACGGCCGUACAGCCUUGCACUUAGCAUGCGCCUUGGGAGACGUUCGCAUUGUCCGGUACCUGUUGUUAAACGGAGCCAGCGUACACAUCAAAGAUAAAUUUGAUAGGACACCCUUGAUCGAGGCCGUCGAAAACGACCGAAACGACGUUGUGGCACUAUUACGAAGGUGCGGUGCCCAUCUUAACUCGCCCGCUAAGCACGUCGGCCAACAACUAUGCAACGCCGCGGCCAAAGGAAACUUGCAGAGGUUGCAAUCUUACGCGGCCGCUGGAGCCGACCCGACUUCUGCCAAAGACAUGUUUGGUAGAACGCCAUUGCACGCAGCUGCGCUCACAAACCAAAUUGAAGUGGUCGAGUACUUGUUGUCACUACACGAAGCUAUUUUCGCGCUCGGGCAAAUCGACGCCGGUCCCCCGUGCGAUUUGCUGGACAUUACUCCAAUAGACGUGGCAAGAGCAGCCGGUCACGCAGUUCUUGCUGAAAAGCUUCAGCAGCAUUUCAAAAACUGCAGCGAACGUGGACAAAAGAACUCACUGAAGCAGUGGAAUGGUGGUGGAAUUGAGAUCAAGGAAAAGGCAUAGCCUAAUCCCUAGAACUAACAUGGUACGACUACAUCGAUGUAAUGAUGUAAUCAGCUGUAUGAUUAUUAUUAUUAUUAUUAUUAUUAUUAUUAUUCCUAUCAAUAUAUUAUUAUUAUUAUUAUUUUGUAAAACAAAGCGUUACCGUGUGCGUUAUUUUAUAAUGUUCCCUGUAUUAGGAAAAUAUUGUAUUAUCUCUGACAUCGCAUAAUGGCAUCCGCAAAAGUUUCUAUCUAAGUUAAGUCUCAGGCAAUGGGCUUUUUUUUCUAGCUUCAUUCCAUUGUUUUCUUACUCUCUCCUUCUCUCAUAUGUUCUACGACCUUAUUUUAGUCUCAUAUUUCUCGGACUUUCGCGCCAAUGUUUGUACCAAUGUAACUAAUAAUCACCGACGUGAUAUAACAACAAUUCUAUGUAUAAUAUAAUAUUUUUAAUUUUUUGAAUAAAAAAUAUUUGUUUAUACUCAAA
This is a messenger RNA of Melanaphis sacchari, 2801 nucleotides long. RefSeq names its product L-asparaginase. Gene Ontology annotation, molecular function: asparaginase activity; protein binding. The coding region runs from base 207 to 2339 and encodes 710 amino acids. The record is from RefSeq and is a predicted model, not a curated record. NCBI's taxonomy places the organism in Eukaryota, Metazoa, Arthropoda, Insecta, Hemiptera, Aphididae. The transcript is spliced from 14 exons.